Molecule: messenger RNA, 615 nt
Organism: Aspergillus glaucus CBS 516.65
Lineage: Eukaryota; Fungi; Ascomycota; Eurotiomycetes; Eurotiales; Aspergillaceae
Exons: 2
Coding region: 112-441 (109 amino acids)
Source: RefSeq, a predicted model, not a curated record
CAGAAUACACCAACCAAGGACACGGCUACCAUUGAAUUCUCUUAAUGGCAACCCAGGCAGUGCGUGAUGGACAGUGGAGUUUUCCGGGUUGGCAUGUGACCUUUGUGUUGUAUGUGUGGUGUUUGUUUUGAUUGCCCUACCCUCACUUUGCACUAUAAGCAAACAAGUCAAAUACACGAGGCCGCACAGUCUCCCCUUCAAAUACUCCAUAAAUUUUCCAUAACCAAUCCAUUCAGCGUUCCAGCCACUGCAAGAUGGCCAUUGAAGAUGACAAUGUGUCUAUGGUCUCUACCAUCCAAGAAACCAUGCCAUCACCAUCAACCAGCCCCCCCUAUGCGGCAGAAAAUGGGACCCUGCUGGUCAUGUCCCCUCUUCAAAGUAUCCACACCACAGAAAAUGAGUCACUGUACACUGGCAGCAAGUACCCUACAUCUCCAAUAGUCGCGUCAUUCUCACCGCACACCAACAGAAUCUUACAGCAACUGAAAGCUAUCCACAUUGAUGAUAUGGAGACAUUUCCCAUCUCUGCAACUGCAAGGAUAUCUGAUCAAUGACUACUGGUCCACCAAACCUGAAGUUCAUGACUGGGCGGUGGAGCAGACUGUCUUUGAGAUA